This is a messenger RNA of Xylaria bambusicola, 934 nucleotides long. RefSeq lists its product as uncharacterized. Lineage: Eukaryota; Fungi; Ascomycota; Sordariomycetes; Xylariales; Xylariaceae. The record is from RefSeq and is a predicted model, not a curated record. The transcript has 4 exons. The coding region runs from base 106 to 723 and encodes 205 amino acids.
CAUCUUUUUGCCUCAAAUCUUAUCCAACCUUUCAAAUUUAGAAACUAUCUAUUGCCCGAAUUGGCCUCGUAAUUUUCUUACCCCUUCCUUCACGUUAAAUCCAUCAUGUCGACACCUUCUACUACGAUAGUUCCCUUUGCGUCGCUGCCCUCAUGUGCGGUGAAUUGUGGCGCGCUCUACGAUGCCAACGGCGCCUGCGUGCCUCCUGUUAACACCGCAACCGAUGAAAGUAGCUGGGACUCGUGUUUCUGUGCUUAUGACACCCUUCAGCCCUUGAAAUCAGGAGCUAAUGACGUCUGCAAUGGUGCCUGUGCUGCCGAUGCGCAGGGAUUAUCAUCAAUUCAGAGCUGGUUCACAAGUCUUUGCAACAACCAAGUAGCUACUACAGGUACUACUUCAGCGACAAGUUCGAGCACCGCUGGUAGCGGCAAUUCCGGGAAAGGUAGCCAGGGCGGCGGUGGCAACUGGGCCUCAACUCAUGUCAACUGGAUAGUUUUUAUUGUUGUGGUUGUAGUAGCCAUUGUUGGCAUCUGGACCGGAGCUUGUAUCUGGCGUCGCAAGUACCUGAAGAAGAAAGAUCGAUUAUACGAGCUUGGAAAGGGCCUACCUAGCACCGUUGCUGUCAAUACUCAGGGAAAUCUUGUUGGCGCUCGGGAAAGCACAAUCUCAAAUGGGCCAGGCGUGUUCAUGUCUGGAUCUGGCGGUGCGGGCAGAAGGUCAUAACCCGCCAUCGUUGUGGCGUCAUCAUUCUAUUCUCCUUUCGAGAUGAAUAUCAACGGCGUUCUGGUCUGCUAGGUCGGCAAUCAAUGAGGUAUCAUGUCCGAACAUCAUCCUCUUGCCUUUUCGGAUGAAAUGGGUGUUUUCUUUUUGGAUAUCCAACAGUUGUCAACAAUGCGAAAUGCACAUUAUUGGCCCAAUGGAUUUCUUGGCUCUU